Condylostylus longicornis is the source of this 1920-nucleotide messenger RNA. RefSeq lists its product as uncharacterized. NCBI's taxonomy places the organism in Eukaryota, Metazoa, Arthropoda, Insecta, Diptera, Dolichopodidae. The coding region runs from base 1 to 1920 and encodes 639 amino acids. The record is from RefSeq and is a predicted model, not a curated record. The transcript has 5 exons.
AUGACUAAACUGAUAAAUCUAAACCAAAUGCGGUCACUUAAGUCUGUUUUAAAUGCGCUUGGACCAGGUCAUAUAUUACUGUUAAAUAUCAAUUUCGAUUACAAAAAUCAAAUUCGAUAUGCUUUUGUGCUCCCGAUGAUUACAUAUCUUUCAACUCGAUUCAGACGAGAUUUACAUGAACAGAAUAUUGAUGAUAUUUUGUUAACAUUCACCUUCUUCUGUUUGGUAGAAGUAACGCAUAGUUUAAGUUCAGUACAAAAUGCUAAUAUAUCAGAUACAUCAGAUCCGAAACAAGCAAAACGUGAUCUUAGUAUCAGUUAUUCCGCGGCUGAUAUUGGCUCUAAAGAAGGUACUCAUAUAAAGACAAUAACAGUAAUAAAGAAUAUCGUUGGUAAAAAAGACAAGCAAAUUAAAGUUGAUCCAAAACAACAUAAAGAUGAAAAUUGGGGUUCCAUUAUACGAGAUAAUUUUGACGAAUAUGGUAAAAUCCCAGAAAUACCAGAUAUUGAUGAACUUAUUGGUUACAAAAAACAUAAAAAAACAAACGAAGCAUCAGAUAAAGAAAAACCAAUGGAGGAGAAGAAAGUAAUUAAAGAGAAAAGUCCUGAAAUGAAAAUGAAAUCUGAUGAAAAAACCGACAACGCGGAGUCUAAUGGUGAAGCUGUAGCUGAAUCUGAUAAAAAAGAAGUAAUUGAAAAAAUUCCGGGAGAUGUUGAACUAAUAAAUACUGAAACUGCUAACUUACAACUAAGAUCUCAAUCUUUACCACAAUUUUCUGGACAAAAUAAUAUAACAGUCUUAAAACGAAAAGUUGAAAUACAAGGAUUACCCGAAAUUACAAAAUAUUUAACGCAGUACUCAACACCACAGCAUAGUGUAAGGCAGUAUUUCUUUCAAGGUGAUAAAAAAUUAAAUUUAAAGGAUGGUUUAAAAAAAUCGGCAAAAAUUAUUGUUCAACCAUGUGAUAGAGCUUAUCCAGCAUAUUCAAAAGAUGGUUAUCCAAUUUUAACAGUAAUAUUUUCAGGUAUUACAAUUAACAAUGGUGACAAUUCUGGAAGUGUGGUUAAGGUUACAACCCCAUCUGGACGAACUUAUGAUGUACCAUUGCCAACAACAACAAGCAAACCUCCGUACAUUGCUCCAAGUUUAAAAAAAACUAAUAACUUUAAUAGUAGUAGUGAUAGUAAUAAUAAUAGUAAUAACAUAAAUAACAAUAUAAAUAUAGGAAGGCCAGCAUUUAAUUUUAAUAACUUUUUGGGAACUCAACCAGUUAAUAUACCUGUUAAUCAACCUGUUGAAAUACCAAUUAAUAAUCCAGAUCCAACUACAGCCGCUCCUCCACCAACAAAUGCAACUACUUUAUUCCCAGCAAACAUACCAUUUGGUGUCCUACCAAAUCAACAACAACCAAUAAAUUUAAUACCAGGAAUUCCUGGCGUCAAUCAAGGCUAUAAUCCAAAUUAUAACCAAGGAUACAAUCCUGGGUAUAAUCAUGGUUAUAAUCAAGGAUAUAAUCCAUUAUAUAAAGGUUAUAACCCUCACGGUAAUGUGCCCAAUUACGGCUUCGUAAAUAAUAAUCAACAACCAGGAAAUAAUCAGUUCGGUAUACAAGGAAAUAAUCCUUUAUAUCAACAACCAGCAAAUCAACAGCCAAUCAACCAACAACCAGUUAAUCAACAGCCAAUUAACCAAGAUACUUCAGCAGUUACUUUUCCAAAUUUAGCAGAUAAUCCAAAUAAUGGUUUUUCAAUUACAAAUACUAAUAACUACAAUAAUCCUGGAUCAGGAGGUUAUACUUCAUUUGUUCCCACAUCAAAUAAAAUUAAAUAUGCUAUACCAUAUACGAAUUUACCAAAAAGAUCAAAUAAUGAAAAUUUUGUACCUAAGCAAAAAGGUAGAUCUAGAGGUUUAAGAUAUUAG